CGUUAAGCGUCGUGAUACCAUAGCAUCUCCUGCAUCCUGCAGAGCUGGGGUGACUGCACCUCGGCGGAUUUUCAUCAUCACCGAGUUUCCUUUUCCUUCUCCUGCUUCUUAAUUUACUUUCUUAUUACAAGGAACAGUAUGUGUUCAUCGUAGAAAACCUAGAAAAUACGAAAAAAAAGAAAAGAAAAGAAAGAAAAGAAAAAAAUCCCACCCCCAAAUGUAAUUCUUCAGCUAUCCAGAGAGAAGCGUUGCCGUGACAUUUUGGGGUCUACCCUCCAGGGUUUUGUCAUGGCCACAUGGACACAGCCUUCACACAUCCCCAGCAGCAGCCUUAGGCUCCCUUUCUAGCGGUGCUGGGGCAUACACACCUCUAGACGGUGGGCAUCGAACCUGCAGAUUCACUCUUAAAAUCGUCAUUAUGAACUAGUUCAGCCGAUCGGAAAAGCGUGGAAACUGGGCCGAAGUCCGCGCGCCCGGCUCCCAGAUCACACAGGAAUUUACCAUUUUACUGCUUUUGCUUCGAUGAGUCUUUUUCCAUCUUAAAGACAACUUUAGAGGUACAGUGACUACGUUGCCCUUUUUGGAGGUGACCCCUCUCCUGAAGCUGGUGCGCUUCAUCCUAUCUGGGUUUUAAACUUUAAGCUCCCUUUUUUAAGUGCCAGAAGCACGUUAACAUUUUAAUCUUCGGGGAUGGUAUUCUUUCUGUCUUCCGAAAGCCUGCUUGGUCAACAUCAGUUAACUCUUCCUUGAUGACUGUCGCCACUGUGAACACUCGUCCCAGGCCUGGAGGAUGUGGCGGUCAGCUUCCCUGAUUAGCUGGCAUUUCGCUUUUUUCUGAACAGGAAUUAAGGUGGAGGGUCCUUGCUGUUCUCUCUGCCGGUCCAUCCAUCCGUCUGUCAGUCUCUGCCUACGGUUUUCCCUGGGCUCAGCAGGCUCAGGCUGUCCGCUUCCACCCCUUUCUGCAGUCCGCCCGCCUGAUUCGCCCUUAUGCAGUUAGGAUUGCAGUUCUGCGGGGGCUCCGGGCCUGGCUGUCACUGUGAGCACUCCCAGGAAAAUGCAGCUUCCCAGGCUCCUCUGCAGACCUGCCUGGCCAGGACCUCCCGGGAGGCCCAGGAAGCUCAGGGGACCACUGCUCUGACGCUGGGAACGAGGGCGGUAGCUGUCGGAAAGCUGAGUCCGUUGCUGAGCUGAGCCUGAGGCUGUCCCUUGGCAAAGGCCCUUUGUCUUCAUGCCACUUGCCACUCUGGAGCCCCCUUGCUUCCUUCCCGGCUCUGGCCCUUCUCUAAGAACAGGGAGAACUCAUGAAGCACCUGUGACCCAGCACAGGGACCCAGCCUGGCCGAGGUCAGGGCCCGCAGCGCUUAGCCAGUGUUUCCGCUACAAGGCCCUUGGUGAAUUCGCUGUCCUCGCUCCUGACCGCUGCCUGGGGACACACAGAACCUAACUUUACCAUAAGAUGGCGAUGUGGCUGUGCAAACAUCUGAAGAGCGUUCUUCUCUGCCUGGAGAACUUGAUGACAAAAAAAUAUUCCUCCUUGGCUGAGCGGGCCAGGAAGCAUUAUCAGAAAAUGAAGUCGCUGCCCAGCUCGCUGCUCGUCAAGCUGAUUGAGGAGCGCCUGGGGGAGGACGACUGCGUCCAGCGGGGCUGGAUCCUGGAUGGCAUCCCUGAAACUCGGGAGCAGGUUCUGAUGAUCCAGGCCCUCGGGAUCACCCCCAGACACGUCAUCGUGCUCAGUGCUCCAGACACCGUCUUGAUCGAGAGAAACCUGGGGAAGAGAGUCGACCCUCACACUGGAGAAAUUUAUCACACCACCUUUGAUUGGCCCCCCGAAUUUGAAAUCCAGAACCGACUGAUAGUGCCAGAAGGCAUCUCGGAGCAGGAGACGGCGCAGAAGCUGAUGGCGUAUCACAGGAACAUAGUCAGUGUCCUCCCCUCGUACCCCAAAAUCCUGAAGGUCAUCAGUGCCGACCAGCCGUGCGUGGACGUCUUCUACCAGGCUCUGACCUACGCCCAGACUAACCAUCGAUCCAACGCCCCGUUCACCCUGAGGGUGCUGCUCCUCGGGCCCAAGGGCAGCGGGAAGCGUCUGCAGGCUGCCCUCCUGGCCCAGAAAUACGGCCUCGUCAGCGUCUGCUGUGGGCGACUGCUGAAAGAGGCCGUGGCCGACAAGUCCAAGUUCGGCGAGGUCAUCCAGCCGUUCUUUGAGAAGGACCUGGCAGUCCCUGACGGCAUCAUCAUGAAGGUGCUGAGCAAUCGCCUGACCCAGCACGACUGCAUCCAGAAAGGGUGGGUGAUGUACGGCUUCCCCCGGGACCUGGACCAGGCGCACAUGCUGAACACCCUGGAGUACAAGCCCAACAGGGUGUUUUUCCUGAAUGUGCCGUUAGAUUCCAUCAUUGAGCGACUGACGCUGAGAAGAAUCGACCCUGUCACGGGAGAGAGGUACCACCUCAUGUACAAGCCACCUCCGACCAUGGAAAUCCAGGCCCGACUCCUGGAGAACCCAAAAGACACGGAAGAGCAAGUCAAGCUCAAAAUGGACCUGUUCUAUAGGAAUUCGGCCGAGCUGGAGGCGUUCUACAAGCAGGCCAUCACCAUCAACGGGGACCAGGACCCGUACACGGUCUUCGAGUACAUAGAGACUGGGAUCAUCAAUCCCCUUCCCCAGAAAGUCUUCUGAUGGGUGCAGAGCAGGGAGCACCCCCAGGGAGACGAGGUUAAUCCCCACCCCCACCGUCUGGAACCUUAGCCAAGCCAAUAAAGAGUGCUUUGCUGGGUGCA
This is a messenger RNA of Pteropus alecto (black flying fox), 2781 nucleotides long. RefSeq names its product adenylate kinase 8 (gene AK8). Gene Ontology annotation, cellular component: cytoplasm. The record is from RefSeq and is a predicted model, not a curated record. NCBI's taxonomy places the organism in Eukaryota, Metazoa, Chordata, Mammalia, Chiroptera, Pteropodidae. Gene Ontology annotation, biological process: nucleoside triphosphate biosynthetic process. Bases 1457 to 2680 code for a protein of 407 amino acids. The transcript is spliced from 11 exons. Gene Ontology annotation, molecular function: AMP kinase activity; nucleoside diphosphate kinase activity; ATP binding.